AUGAACGGCGUCUCGCGAUUUCUCAGCCGGCGUGACAAGCACGGCGAAAAGCGCGCCUCCAAACACGCAAAAUCAAAAGUACGCCCGUCCUCUUUCGCUUCUACUUGCUUGCUCGACUCCCCCGCCCCUGCGCCAUGCUGCACCGUCCGUCUGCCGUCGCCUCCCCGGACGAGCCCCCGGCGGCGACUGUCGGCUGGUGUUCAGACACUGUAUCAUAAGCUCCCAUUUGUAUUGUUGCAUUCUCUAGGCGACAGUCUUCUAUUACUGCACACUUCAGCGCCAGGUCGACCUCUUCACUCACCCACUACCAUUCAAGACCCUCUCACCCCCUCUUCUGACCAUAUGUCUCUCCAGUCUCAAGCCCAAGAUACUCCGCUCGAUCUCUACAGAAUAUUCACCAGCGAAGGGCCCAGGCCGCCCGCAAACGACCAUGCCGAGAAAAAAGUCAAGAUGCUGCUUACCCGGCUCCACGGUUCAGGCAUAACAAAAAUGGCAGAGGAACAAGCCGAACACGCCCUCGCUUGGUACCCGGAUGACCUCGACAAGGCCUACGAUCUCUUAGUCCUUGCCAACGAAUCGCUCGAGGGCGAACUGAAGGACUACAACCCCAACGUUCCCAUGCUGGGCGCCAUCAAUCGGAACAUGGUGACAUGCUAUCUAGAUGCGCUCCUCUUUGCCAUGUUUGCGCGUCUUGAUAGCUUUGAAGCCAUGUUGUAUGACAAUUUUGAGGAUGAGCCCCGGAAGAAACUGGCCGCUGUCUUGAGACUAUGGGUGAACCUGUUGCGCACAGGCCAGCUUAUCAGAGUCGACCUGACAAAGCAUCUUCAGGAUUCGCUCGCACGAUGUGGCUGGGAAGAUGCGGCGCAGGUGCGGCAGCAGGACGCAUCCGAAGCUUUUACAUUCAUCACAGGCGCACUUGAACUGCCACUCCUUACCCUAAAGAUGGACAUUUAUCAUACUGGGCGCGAAGAUAAAGAAGACGACCACAAGUUUGUAAACGAACGACUCCUGGAAGUUGCUAUCCCAGAACCAGAAGAAGGUCGUAUCGUUACGCUCGAGGACUGCUUAGAGACCUAUUUCAACAACAGAAUCGAAGUGAAGCGCUACCUGCAACGGCAAAACACGAUUGCCACCAUAAGAUCAACCAGGGAUGAAUUCACAGGCAAGGAUUCUGAGAAAAACGAGUCGAUACACAUCGAAACUGCAGAGAUGGACACGCCAAUGACUCCAAUUGUCUCAUCUCCCAUAUCGCUGGAGCCUACAACCCCUUUGGCACCAGUUCGACCUGAGCUAGAAGGCCGUCGCCGUGCUGAUAGCAUCUUCGGUAAGCGCUACUUGCGCCAGCCUCCUGAAGCCCAAACGUUCGACGAGAAGAAGCAUGUCGAGGAUAUGCUAGACAACAGCUCUGGCGGUCGACCCCGCUCAGCUUCUCUACUUAAGAAGGAGAUUCUCAUGCCAGCAUGGCAGUUUUUCAGUCUAAUUCCAUGGUACACGGACAACGUACCAAGGUCGGAUGCGCAGGUUGCAGCGCAUUUCUCUGCAAAACGCCCUGUUCUCGGAAUAUGUCUGAAGCGAUACACUAUGAACCCAAAUGGCACCCCAAAGCGCCUCGAUACAUAUAUCGACAUUCCACUUGACAUUGGCUUGCCCCAUUUCAUUUCCGACGAAAGAAUGAAAGAAGAGGGUCCAUUAUUCGGCAAUUUCAAGCUAGUGCUACAAUCGGUCGUCUGCCAUCGAGGUGUAUCAGUGGAUUCUGGUCAUUACGUUGCACUUGUUCGUGCCAAUGCUCGUGGGAGGCCUGGAACUGCUAAUUCCGAAUCUGACGAAGAAGAAGCGAAAUGGCUACGGUUCGACGAUCUUUCAAAUCAACGAGUCACCGAGGUCGACAUUGAGCAAGCUCUGCGCGAAGAGUCGCCGUAUCUCUUGUUCUACCAAGUACAACCUAUUGAUGAAGAACUGGCUUCCAGAGGUGAUCCCCCAACCUAUGCAGAGGCGCAGUCCAGAAUCCCGUCUGCAGAUCCAUCCCGUGAAACGCUGGCCUCUGUGCCCUCUACUACUGCAACAGACGUCGAUACUACUGGCGACUGGGAAAAGAUUAGCGUGCCUGAUGCGCAUACUGAACCAAAUCGCACGGACGAGCCAGCCAGUCGGAACAGCACUUCCAGUAAUUGGCGGACCAGCAUAACCAUUGACGACGGCGAAGGGAGCCUUCGUGGACGAACCCAACCGACAACCCCAGCUGAAGAUAAGACCGGCUUCCUAUCUGUUUCCCGACGCGGCUCACGUAUAUGGAUGUCCGGCGCUGGCAAAAGUCGGCCGGGUAGUCCAAGUGGCGAGAAUCGAUUGUCCAUUACUCUGUCGCGGCUGACAGGCCGGGGCAGCAAUAACAAGUUGAUCACGACAGAGGUUAUUAGUACUGGCGAUGAACCUAGUGUUGUAACUGACAAGGCCAUAAGCCCUGAGGGCAGCCAAAAAUCACCGUCUCCGGUCAAAGAGAAGAAAGAAUCUGGAAUUUCACGAAGCAAGAGCAAAAAAGAGAAGAAGGACCGGAUGAGGAGCAAGAGUAGAGAGCCUGGUGCGGUCCUGGACAAAGGUAAGUCAAAGGGAAAGAAUAGGCCGGAUCGCGAAUGCGUUGUAAUGUGA
Messenger RNA from Bipolaris victoriae FI3, 2643 nucleotides. RefSeq lists its product as hypothetical. The transcript has 4 exons. The record is from RefSeq and is a predicted model, not a curated record. Gene Ontology annotation, cellular component: cytosol; nucleus. Gene Ontology annotation, biological process: protein deubiquitination. Gene Ontology annotation, molecular function: cysteine-type endopeptidase activity; cysteine-type deubiquitinase activity. Bases 1 to 2643 code for a protein of 880 amino acids. Lineage: Eukaryota; Fungi; Ascomycota; Dothideomycetes; Pleosporales; Pleosporaceae.